CUAGCAGCGUUAUUCUGUUGACCCUCGGCAUUCUCUCCGUCGCAGUGGAGCUCUCUUGAUCGGUGAGAUUUUCGUCUUUUCUCUAUUGCGAGUUCUCUGUAAUCUCUCUCUGAAACGGUACCAAACUCAAGAGGGAAGUCACUAUAAUGGCCCCAUUCGAAUGCAAAAUUAGAUACAGCUAUAGUGUUGUUAUACAUACAAUCUCCCAAUGAAGUAGUAAUUAAAUUAUUUGCAGGGAUUUCAGUAAGCUCUGCCAAUCCUGGUUUUGAGCUUUACCAAUGGCUGAUGAUUCGGGUAAAGGAGUUGAAAAUGGUUCUUUGAACUCAGUACAAGUAGAGAAGCCUCAGAUUGAGCCCAUAAGAUUGCCCACAGUUGAGGAAAUUCGUGGUCAAGACAUUUGGAACAAUUGUGCAGUUCGCAGUGUUGUUAGUGGAGUCAUGGGAGGUGGACUUGGCAUAUUCAUGGGUUUAUUUCUUGGAGCUCUUGACAACCCACUGAUGCAGGAGGAAAUGACUGGCAGACAACAGCUUAUAUAUCAAGCAAAGCAGAUGGGACGAAGGAGUUGGAGUUCAGCCAAAGCAUUUGCUGUUAUGGGUUUCAUUUUCUCAGCUGCUGAAUGUGUUGUCGAGAAGGCUCGAGCAAAACACGACACAACAAAUACCAUUGUUGCUGGAUGUGUUACUGGAGGUGCAAUAUCAGCAAAAGUAUCAAUGUCAUCAUUUGCUGAAGAAAAUCAGCAAAUGGUGUUUUCACACCCUUUAGUGUGUAUAUAUAAUGGGAAGGGAAGAGAGAGAAAGUAAUAGAUGUGAUGGGAAUGGAAGAGAGAGAUAAAGGUGGCCCAAAAGCUGCAUGUGCUGGUUGUGCUGGCUUUGCGGCAUUCUCCGUGGUAAUAGAGAAAUUUUUAGAGAGGCAUGAGUAAAUGAAUUGACGUCAAUCAAUUUUGUAUUUUUUAAUGAAUAGUUCUUCUGAGUUAUUGGUUAAAUCAUUUGCCCAUUUGACAUGGGACGUUAUAGGGAGCACACAAAUUGCAUUACUUGUUUCACAUCAAUAAUUUGUAUGUAUACAAUGUCAUUGGCGAAUUCAU
This is a messenger RNA of Abrus precatorius (Indian licorice), 1084 nucleotides long. RefSeq names its product mitochondrial import inner membrane translocase subunit TIM22-4. The record is from RefSeq and is a predicted model, not a curated record. Lineage: Eukaryota; Viridiplantae; Streptophyta; Magnoliopsida; Fabales; Fabaceae. Gene Ontology annotation, cellular component: TIM22 mitochondrial import inner membrane insertion complex. Bases 279 to 800 code for a protein of 173 amino acids. Gene Ontology annotation, molecular function: transmembrane protein transporter activity. Gene Ontology annotation, biological process: protein insertion into mitochondrial inner membrane. The transcript is spliced from 5 exons.